Molecule: messenger RNA, 2055 nt
Organism: Fusarium proliferatum ET1
Lineage: Eukaryota; Fungi; Ascomycota; Sordariomycetes; Hypocreales; Nectriaceae
Exons: 3
Coding region: 1-2055 (684 amino acids)
Source: RefSeq, a predicted model, not a curated record
AUGUCUUCUCUUCUCCUGGCCCCCUUUAAUGAUUCUAUGCGCCUGGGACAAGGCUACAACUCCUUCCUGCAAACGCCCUGCCUCGGAAAUGCAGUAGAUAUCAGUAAUUCCUCCUUGGUUGAUUCCAAAGGCGGGAACGCUCAGUCUCAGACUGUCUCCUACUCUGCACGAUUCGUUGAGAAAAUGUCUGAUGUCGUUCAAGCUAUGAACAUUUCGGCGGGAUCAUCCAUCCGGACGGGCUCCGUGAGUGUCUCCGGCGGCGGUAAUAAUAUUGAUGAGAUUAAGUUUGCCGAGAGUGAUCUCAACGCUGUAAUCUCCGUCAAGGUCGUCAACCAGACGCGCAAUCUCCGAGAGAACUUAUCCUUCAAGGAGAUUGCGGUCCAAGACAUGACGAGUGAUCAAUUCCAUGAGAUUUAUGGAAAUACCUUCAUUUCCGGUUUUAUUGAAGGAGGUGACUUGCAUGGAAUUAUAAGCAUCAAAACCAUCGAUGCCUCAAAGAAAUCAGAGGUCAAGAACGCACUCCGAAGCCAGUUCAAUGGAACGCAGUCGGAGUGGUCCCCAUCGUCAAAUGCUGUUCUUGGCGAAGCCCUCCGGCAAUCUGAAGUCACCGUCACUGUCAACUGGUCCGGUGGUGGCAUCAUCAAACCGCCCAGUGAAGAGUGGACUAUUGACUCCCUCAUUCGCGUCUCGAGCGCGUUUGCGGACAAUGUCGCCCAGUGUCCCCAGCGAACUUGGGCCAUCUUGACAAGAUACGACACGGUGCCGAAUUUUGUUGUUUGGUCUCGAGGACUUGAUACACCCAUCGUUGUGAGACGGUACGAGGGUGUUCAGAGAUACACUUCCGAGCUGCUUGAUAUGUACAUCGAAUACAAGGGCAACUUACUCAUUCUCAAUGAUGCUAUUCGUCAUCAGGAUAGAUACGAGGAGGCCAAGAGCGAUGAUCGAAUUGCACUGGCGCUAAAAUCUCUCAUAGAGGCUCGGAAGUCACUGCGUGCCGAGAUGGGCAAGAUUGCAGCCAAAAUUGAACUACUUGAUAAGAGCCCUGUUUCAAUCGACUCCGUGCAGAGAGAGGAGAUCACGGAGCCCGAACUAUGGCGUGCGAGGCUUCCGUUUCGCAAGGACAUUGCAAUCGAGGCCGCUAGUACUCAAAGCCUAGUUGAAACACUGUUCAAAGGGCUUCCUAUCCAUCCUGAACUUGGAGACAAACCAGGUCUGUCGGAGCAACUCAGUGAAAAGGAACUUCAGUUGAAACUGGCUCAAUCAGAGGAGACAAAAAACGCCAUUCUGAAGAGUCUCGAGGAAGCAAACACUCAGAUCACCCAACUUACGCUGAAGCUCACUCAAGCCGAGGAGACUAAGAAUGCGACUUCUAAGAGCCUGGAUGAGGCAAAGGCAGAGAUUUCCCAGCUCAAGAACAAACCACCGGAAAUAAACUCGUUCGCUUGGUGGCGUCGAGAAGGCCUAUGCCCUCAAGGACAACGUGGGAUAAUGCCUCGUUACAUCAGAGAAUGGGCUGCAAGAAAUUCAGAUAAAUGGUCUGACUGUCGCAUAUCAUACCAUUUCAGUGGUUUGAAACCGUGGGAUAAGGAUGGGUCGGACAGGUUCGAGUGUACUCUAGAUCACAUAGGGCCAGAGGAUAAGUAUGUCGUGAAAGUCGAGGUUUUCAUGAGGGCGACAUAUAUCUGCGGACUCAAGGUUUACUAUGUCUCGAAGAAAAUGGUGCAACAUGGAGAUUGCACAUCAUUAAUCAUGAGGUGUACAGAGAGCCUGUCAAGUGAAGACAUGGGUUGGGUCAUAGCUUGCUCAUCUGCGGUAAACCGCCGACCUUCGACCUUAGAUUUAGUUGGCUCUGACGCCCAGAAGUCCACGAUCCAAGCGGCCGAUGCGGGAAGCCCUGGAAGCUCUGCUCAAAGUUUCGCUAUGGCGCCUGGAGGAUAUUUUCUAAGAGGAUUUUGGACACAGUAUGACGGUGAUGGGUUCCAGAGAUUAGGCUUUGUCUGGGGUCGCAACCCAGAGAUAACUAAUCCCUCUACAGACUUCAUUCAUCGCCCUUAG